AACAUCGCGUCGUCAGAGUACCUCUGAAUCUCUUUGUAAUAUCAUUUACAAUUAUUCCCAUAUUUGUUAUGGAGAAAUUCAGUAAAUAUUAUUUUUUACUCAUUUGUAUUUCAAUCGUAGUUGUCGCCCGGAGGGACGUGGACUCUUCAAUAGCAAAAUUUGCUUUUGCAAAUAUGAAUCUCCAAAGUUGGAUGACGAAAUUUUGCAGUCAUUUCUGUGAACACUCCAUGGCGAAAGCUAUGCGAACGUUCUCGUGGUGUUCUGUAAAGUGUCCCAGUAGUAUGACUCAAAAUUCAAUAUUCGAAGAACCAACAACUCCUGCAACUAGCAGCUCUUCAACAGCAAUGAUCUCUCCACCGAAAACGAAAAUUACUGAUGAUAAAGGACCAAACAAUGGAGGUACCGUUGUUAUUAUUGAUAACCCGAACAAAGCUCGAAAGAAUUCUAAAGAAUUUGCUAAGUAGUGAGAAAUUGAGUAUCUCACAUGAACCAACUUAUUCUGAAAUUCUCUUCUUCGAUACCGAUUAUAUCUUAAAAAAUGUAAUCACCAAUAUCGUUCCAAAUUUCAAUAUAUUUCUCGAUGGGAGAUUUCCGCCGACAUCGCAUUGGAAAAAUUGCAAAUUAUU
This is a messenger RNA of Fopius arisanus, 626 nucleotides long. RefSeq lists its product as uncharacterized. NCBI's taxonomy places the organism in Eukaryota, Metazoa, Arthropoda, Insecta, Hymenoptera, Braconidae. Bases 69 to 464 code for a protein of 131 amino acids. The record is from RefSeq and is a predicted model, not a curated record. The transcript has 2 exons.